This is a messenger RNA of Brienomyrus brachyistius, 2334 nucleotides long. It is a transcript of the gene abcf2a, whose product is annotated as ATP-binding cassette, sub-family F (GCN20), member 2a. The transcript is spliced from 15 exons. The coding region runs from base 133 to 1962 and encodes 609 amino acids. Lineage: Eukaryota; Metazoa; Chordata; Actinopteri; Osteoglossiformes; Mormyridae. Gene Ontology annotation, molecular function: ATP hydrolysis activity; ATP binding. The record is from RefSeq and is a predicted model, not a curated record.
ACGCAAACCAAUCAGAUUGUCCUCUCCGGCGUUAGAGACACGCGCGGCCGUACGGGUUUUUCCUCCUCAGAAUCGCCGGCAGUCGAGAGCGAAGGUUGCUGUCUUGUCGGAUACUCCUGGGGGUCUGCAGCCAUGCCGUCUGAUCUGGCUAAGAAGAAGGCCGCCAAGAAGAAGGAGGCCGCCAAGGCUCGCCAGCGCACCAAGAAGCCGGAUGAGGUGAACGGGGAUCCCGAGUGCCAGGAGAACGAAGCAGUGGACAGUGCCGAGGUAGCCAGCCUGACGAAGGAGAUGGAUGAGUUUGAGCUGAAGAAGACCGAGGCGAGGGCAGUGACCGGCGUACUGGCGUCCCACCCCAACAGCACGGACGUGCACAUCAGCAGUCUGUCGCUCACCUUCCACGGCCAGGAGCUGCUCAGUGACACCAGCCUGGAGCUCAACUCGGGCCGUCGUUAUGGGCUGAUCGGCCUCAACGGCACCGGAAAGUCCAUGUUGCUGUCGGCGAUCGGCCUCCGAGAAGUCCCCAUCCCAGAGCACAUCGACAUCUACCACCUGACGCGAGAGAUGGCCCCCAGUGAGAAGACGGCGCUGCAGUGCGUGAUGGAGGUGGACGAGGAGAGGAUCCAGUUGGAGAAGGAGGCUGAGCGCCUGGCCCACGAGGACUCCGAGUGCGAGAAACUGAUGGAGCUCUACGAGCGUCUGGAGGAGCUGGACGCCGACAAGGCCGAGGUGCGCGCCUCCCGCAUCCUGCACGGCCUGGGCUUCACCACUGCCAUGCAGCGCAAGAAGCUCAAGGACUUCAGUGGCGGCUGGCGCAUGCGUGUGGCCCUAGCCAGAGCCCUGUUCAUCAAGCCGUUCAUGUUGCUGCUGGAUGAACCCACCAACCACCUGGACCUAGACGCCUGUGUGUGGUUGGAGGAGGAGCUCAAACAGUUUAAGCGUAUCCUCGUCCUGAUCUCUCACUCUCAAGACUUCCUGAACGGCGUGUGCACCAACAUCACCCAUCUCCACCAGCGAAAGCUCAAGUAUUACACGGGUAACUAUGACCAGUAUGUGAAGACCAGGGAGGAGCUGGAGGAGAACCAAAUGAAAAGGUACAACUGGGAGCAGGACCAGAUCGCACACAUGAAGAACUAUAUCGCACGGUUCGGUCACGGCUCUGCCAAGCUGGCCCGGCAGGCGCAGAGCAAAGAGAAGACCCUUCAGAAGAUGGUGGCGUCGGGCUUGACGGAGCGCGUCGUGAAUGACAAGACCCUGUCAUUUUAUUUUCCUCCCUGUGGGAAGAUACCUCCUCCAGUUAUCAUGGUUCAGAACGUGAGCUUUAGAUACUCGGAUGACUCGCCUUGCAUAUACAAGAACCUGGAGUUCGGCAUAGACUUGGACACGCGGGUGGCCCUGGUGGGCCCGAACGGGGCUGGGAAGUCCACGCUGCUGAAGCUCCUUGCAGGCGAGCUUCUCCCCACCGAUGGUAUGAUUAGGAAACACUCUCAUGUUAAGAUCGGCAGAUACCACCAGCAUCUGACUGAGCAGUUGGAGUUGGACCUGUCCCCACUGGACUACAUGAUGAAGUGCUACCCUGAGAUCAAAGAGAAAGAGGAGAUGAGGAAGAUCAUCGGUCGCUAUGGACUGACUGGAAAGCAGCAGGUGAGCCCCAUCAGGAACCUGUCAGAUGGGCAGAAGUGCCGGGUCUGCUUUGCCUGGCUGGCCUGGCAGAACCCUCACAUGCUCUUCCUGGAUGAGCCCACCAACCACUUGGAUAUUGAGACCAUCGACGCCCUGGCAGAAGCCAUCAAUGACUUUGAGGGCGGCAUGAUGCUGGUCAGCCAUGACUUCAGGCUGAUCCAACAGGUGGCUCAGGAAAUCUGGGUUUGUGAGAAGCAGACCAUCACUAAAUGGAACAGGGACAUCUUGGCAUACAAGGAGCACUUGAAAUCCAAAAUCGACAAACAGAUGCAUGACAUCUGAACAUUGUCCAGGUGGCACCAUCAGAAACCUCAUGAAGCUUCCUCCCCUCCUCCCCUCAGUCAUGGCUGUUUGGAAGCAUGCUGAACUGGCAGUACACCCCCCCCCCCCCAUCUCUUUGCAAAAUUCCAGGUCUCCCUCAUGAACCAUCUUCAGUGAGGAUGUCAGUCUCGUCACAGUAGGCUUGCCCUAGUCUCUCCGAAUAAAGCUGUUUCAGUGACGUUUGCACUUAAUCUUCCUUUAAAUGUAUCUGCAGCCACACAAAUGGGACUGAAUCACUUUUAGAUUUCCUUCCCACUCAAGAGCUUUUAUUUUGUCAUUUAUUUAACAUUGUAUUUACAAUAAUGGGUUUGUCUGAAUAAAUAAGUAAACUUC